CACACGAGGAUGGAGGACGUGCCGUGUUUGCCAUCUGGAAGCUUUUCUCUGCUCUGCCAAGGAGGGAAGUUAUUUCUUACAGAUGAUAGAUAGCCAAAUAACUUCCCCAAAACAUGCAGGAUAAAUGGAGGGAUCCCUUUUAGGCUUGAUCUAAAGUGAUACAUCGUCCAAUACAUGUACCUAGUUACCAGACCUAACUGCAUUAUUCCUUUCGUCAACGUGCAUGCGUGCCUCUGACUAACACCAACAUGUUGGCUUGCAUCACGAAGGCGGACAUGACGGGUAGAUGUACGAUGUACGAGUUGAUGAUUCUGGAAGUUCGAGGCAGUAUGAAUUGCAUUUAGUUUCAUUCAAUCCGUCUUCGAUUCUGCUCGCUGUUCUUUCUCUCUUUGUUUAUCUAUCUGCAACAACUUCUUAGAUCCGCAACGACUUCUUAGGCAUUCUUCAUUCUUCAUUCUUCUUAAUUCUACCUUUUAGUUUAUAGGUACAUUUUAUUCAUACACUGAGCUGGUCUCACGCCUUGCGUAUUGUUCUCAUCCUGCACAUAUAAUCCAUCUCAGCUAUCCUAUUCCUUGAAACUGAGCCAUUAUUAUUAGCGGAAACAAGAAUCUCUUAGUAGGAGCAUAGACGGCGCUGAAGAUUCAUAUCCAUCAAGAUGCUGGCAAUCGUUACUCUAAUAGCCCUGCUGAGCUUUGCUGAGGCUAGCCGGAAAACACCGCGAACCGCUAUACCUUCAAGCCUCAGUUCGCCUUCGACAACGACAACGUUGGCGACAAUACCAUCAGUUAUGACAAUAGUACCAAGUAGCAUACCCUCGGUCCAGCUUAAUACGUCAAGUCCUACACCGCGGCCGACGAGCGCUGGCGCUGCUAAGAGCAGGUGUACUACUUUACCACUCGAUGCGCCUACGUCCACAUCUAUAUCAACUCAGACCACAAUCGACCCUGAGAUUACGCCCUCGCCCGAAUUACCACCACCAGGGGCUAAUUUCCACGAAAUAGGUGUCAAGUAUGUGCAGACUACAUACUAUAGCUGCGUAACCUUUCCUUUAGAAACGCACUGCGGCUGGCAUGAACCUAUAUUAGACGCUGGAGCGAGCGGGAUCCGAUGCGAAGGUAGUGGGCAGGUGGCUUUACGCGCUGGCGUCGUGGCUGGUAUCGUCGCUGGCGGCUUGGUACUCGGGCUUUGACAUCUAAGUGAAGUCCCUUGUAUAUUUUUUCUUUCUUUCCUUUUGGGUAUGGGCAGAGAUACCUCUUAACCUAAUGACUUACGAAAUAUGAUCAUGAUAUGUCUGGGACGCUUUGCGAUUAUUAGAUACCUAGGAAAACAGAGGCGUUCAGGAAUCGAUAGUUAUAGAGUUAGUAGUUACUAUGAUAGUAAAAAAAAAAAAAAAAAAAAAAAAAAAAAAA
Messenger RNA from Daldinia loculata, 1409 nucleotides. RefSeq lists its product as uncharacterized. The record is from RefSeq and is a predicted model, not a curated record. NCBI's taxonomy places the organism in Eukaryota, Fungi, Ascomycota, Sordariomycetes, Xylariales, Hypoxylaceae. The transcript has a single exon. The coding region runs from base 656 to 1189 and encodes 177 amino acids.